This is a messenger RNA of Helianthus annuus (common sunflower), 1162 nucleotides long. Its product is annotated as BAG family molecular chaperone regulator 4. Gene Ontology annotation, molecular function: adenyl-nucleotide exchange factor activity; protein-folding chaperone binding. NCBI's taxonomy places the organism in Eukaryota, Viridiplantae, Streptophyta, Magnoliopsida, Asterales, Asteraceae. The transcript is spliced from 4 exons. The record is from RefSeq and is a predicted model, not a curated record. Gene Ontology annotation, biological process: protein stabilization. Bases 62 to 742 code for a protein of 226 amino acids. Gene Ontology annotation, cellular component: cytoplasm.
UGAAUUAAGAAAUAUCUUGAAAACAAACACCUACCGCCAGACGUCACUAAUCUGCUUUUGGAUGAUGGCAGAACACGGCGGAGACGGCGACAACGAAGUUGAAGAUAAGGGUUCCGGUAACAUCAACAUCAAAGUUUCUUUUGGUUCAAACAGUUUCGACGUCUUUACCACCCCUCAAUCCACCUUCGGUGAUUUGAAAGGGGUGAUUGCAAAAGAAACUGGUUUAGAUCCAACUGCGCUAAACGUGUUGUUCAGAGGAAAAGAGAACGAUGAUCAUGAAAGUCUGGAAAUGGCGGGUGUGAAGGACAAUUCAAAGGUUACGUUAAUUGAGAAUACAUCUACCGAAAAUGACGAUCUUGAAAAGGUUGAAGAAAUUAAGGAAAACAUCGAGGAGGUAUCAAGAGGGCUUGAGGCUGUUAAUCGAGUAAGAGAGGAGAAUAAUCAGUUUGAAGAACAGGUGGUUAGUUUAGAGACUGUCGUCUGUUCGGGGACUCAAGUGGCAGAUAAAGAUUUUAUAUUUUUAACGGAGAUGCUGAUGAGGCAGUUGCUGAAAUUGGACGGAAUUGAUGCUGAAGGAGAAGGGAGAAUACAAAGAAGAUUGGAGGUACGUCGCGUUCAGGGCCUUGUUGAAAAGUUGGAUGAUCUUAGGGCAAAGAACUCUAAUCCUACUAGCAGUGUCCCCGAUGAACCUUCUUUGCCGCCUUCUUCUUCAAAGGUGGAUCAAGAAUGUGAAGUAUCUUAAUAAUCAUACAUCCAGUUUUCUUCAUAUUAUUAUUAUUCUUUUAUCUGGUUUGUGAGAAAAAUAUAAAUAUGAAUGUGGUUCUCACGAUUUACAGAUGUAAUGAUUAUUCGGUCAAACGCUAGGCGGGCUAGCAACAGUUUUUGGAGAUCACGAGUAUGUGGGUGCUUGAAUACUCGUAUAUGGGUUAAAGACUUGUACACAUUCUGUUCUGGUUGAACCAAAUUAAGGAGGUGUUUGGAUGUGGAUUAAGAAUUAAUUAGUGUGUUCAUAAGUCUUUGUUAAUGUCAAACAGCAUAAACUGAAGCGAAUUGGUCGAUUCAACAGGUUUGGCCAACGGGUUGUGGAUUGAAAAACCAAACUUAACGGUAUGCUCAGGGUUUAUGUCGCGGAAUGGUCUUACAAGCUGAUCUUGAUGAAUCA